This is a messenger RNA of Nelumbo nucifera (sacred lotus), 1585 nucleotides long. It is a transcript of the gene CAO, whose product is annotated as chloroplast signal recognition particle component (CAO). Lineage: Eukaryota; Viridiplantae; Streptophyta; Magnoliopsida; Proteales; Nelumbonaceae. The record is from RefSeq and is a predicted model, not a curated record. Gene Ontology annotation, molecular function: protein binding.
AAACAUCCAUCCCGGGACAAACAGCGGAACGCGAGGAUGGGGUUUCUUAUCCUCAAAAAUCUAAAGAAAAUACGCCCAAACACAAAGCAGAAGGAUCCGGAAUCAAAUCAACCUCUCAGACUGAGACUGAAGAAAACUGAUACCCUCCGAUCCCACAAGCCAGACAACAGCCAUUUUCGAUGGACGCUCUCUUCGUAAAUCCAUCUCUCUCUCGUCUCAAGCUCCCAUCUAAACCUACCUUCUCAUCUCAAAUCACGACACCUCCAACCUUUAUCCCUCUCCACUUCCCCUCUGUUCGUCGAUUCAAUUUUCUCCCUCACCACUCCCACCCUGCCCGUCGAUUCAACUUCAGAGCCUCCGCCGUUGGAAACCAAUCGAAGUUUCAAUUUCAAGACCAAGAAAUCCAAGAAGACGAAUCCUACGGCGAAGUAAAUAAGAUAAUCGGAAGCAGAGCCGUCGAAGGCGGUACGAGAAUGGAAUAUCUAAUCGAAUGGAAAGACGGCCAUACUCCUUCAUGGGUACCCGCUACGAACAUCGCCAAAGACGUCAUCGCCGAGUACGAGACCCCUUGGUGGACCGCUGCCAAGAAAGCUGACGAGGCUGCCCUUCGACAACUGUUGGCAGUCAACAACGACGACGAAGAAGGGCAAUUGGGCACUAGGGAUGUCGACGCAGUAGACGAAGAUGGGCGUACUGCGCUCCUCUUCGUGUCAGGUCUCGGCUCCGAAGCCUGCGUACGGCUUCUAGCUGCGGCUGGCGCUAGCAUUGACCACAAGGACAACAGUGGUGGUCUGACUGCCCUCCACAUGGCCGCUGGUUACGUCAAGCCGGGCGUAGUCCGGCUGUUGAUAGAGCUCGGGGCGGACACCGAGGUGGAGGACGAUAGGGGACGUACGCCGUUGGAUCUUGCGAGGGAGAUCCUGGGGGUGACGCCGAGGGGGAACCCGGUGCAGUUCGCUAGGAGGUUAGGGCUUGAAAAUGUGAUAAGGGCGUUGGAGGAGUCGAUCUACGAGUACGCAGAGGUGGAGGAGAUACUGGAGAAGAGAGGGAAGGGCGAUAAGGUGGAGUAUUUGAUCAAGUGGAAGGACGGUGGAGACAAUGAGUGGGUCAAAGCUGGGUUGGUCGCGGAGGAUCUGAUCAAGGACUUCGAGGCAGGGCUAGAAUACGCCGUGGCGGAAGCAGUGGUGGAUAAGAGGGACGGGGAGGAGGGUAAGAAAGAGUAUCUGGUGAAGUGGGCGGACAUCGAGGAGGCUACAUGGGAGCCGGAGGAGAACGUUGAUCCUGAGUUAAUCAAGGAAUUUGAGAUGAGAGGAGCUGGCAAUGUGGGACCCAACACUUUAACGUUUCAGGAUUCGAUCGGCUCGUGAUGUUUUUGUGGUUUUGACUCUCUACUCUCCCCCCAUAUAAUGUUCGUUUUGGCUUCAAAUCUUCUAUCUUCAAUCUACGUGGGCUGUAUGUAACUGUAUUUUAAAGCCUAAGUUCUAAAAGUCCAUUUGCUUGAGCAAUUUUCGUUUCUUCCAAGAUACGAUCUCAAAAAAUGGUUGGUUGAUGGAAAUCUAUUUGGGCUCUUAUUGUUGGAUUUUAA